CGUCGCGGGAAUUCUGCGUAAUGCUGGCGUCCUGUCGUCUCACUCAGCACACUGGCAUGUCUGGAUAUUCUCACCUUUAAGAAUUGAAUGACUUCCUGACUUGGAGGAUGUGGACCUAGUGGCUAGAUUAAAAGCGAACAGGAGGUUGUGUGGAGGGCCCAGGAAGAUAAGAGGAUUCAAUUGGGAUUCCAGAAAUAAGAUCACAUUUUCAUUCUCUUUUGCUAAAUUGGCUGAAAAAUUAGAAUUAUCAACCCUGUAAUUAAAAGUUUAUAUUAAAACAUUACAUUUUUCCUUAACAUAUCACGAAUGUCAGAUUCUCUUUUGUGUAUAUGUUAAGUUUAUAUACUUGCACAUGAAAUCUACCUGUGUAUGUGAAGUAUAUUUUUAUUGAAAUGCAGGACAUUUAAGAAGUUAAUCUGGAAAAUUGGGUUUUACAUCUAGACUCUCAUUUCCAGAGUUUUUUUUUUUUUCUUUCUUUUUUAAGAGAAGAGAAUGUCUGUGGUGCACCAGCUGUCACCAGGAUGGUUACUAGAUCAUCUUUCUUUCAUUAACAACAUAAACUAUCAACUUCACCAACAUCAUGAGCCUUGUUGCAGUAAAAAUGAGCCCACUUCAUCUGUCCACUUUGAUUUUCUUCAAAUGGAUUCUUUGAUCUCUUUGGGAACCUCUGCUACCGUUAUUGCUUUUGACUCUACCACUAAGCCAGAUAAUGAUGCCAGAGGAAAUUGCGAAAUCUUCAUACAGAGAUAUGUUUUUCGAUCUGAGCUAUUUAAUGUCACCAAACCUUAUAUAACUCCAGUUGUUCACAAAGAAUGCCAACAAAGGAAUGAAAAGGAAGAUCCAAUGGAUGGUAUUAAAGAAGAAAACCGCAUUUCUAUUAUUGGGAAGAAGCGUAAAAGAUGUGUUGUUUUCAAUCAAGGUGAAUUGGAUGCUAUGGAAUAUCAUACAAAGAUCAGGGGACUGAUUUUGGAUGGCUCUUCAGAGUUAAUCCAAGAAGGUCUCAAAAGUGGCUUUCUUCAUCCACUUUCUGAAAAAUGGGACAAGUGUAGUGAGCCCAUUACUUUACCACUUGAUACCUGCAAUUUGUCAGAAUUAUGUACAAUGGCAAAGCAUUUGCCUUCUCUGAAUGAAGUGGAUCUUCAGGCAUUACAAUUGAUGGAAGAAGAUAUGUCUGUUACAGAACAGGAUUUAUUUUCACGGGUUGUUGAAAACAACUCUAGCUUUACAAAAAUGAUUACUUUAAUGGGACAGAAAUACCUGGUGCCACCAAAAAGCAGUUUUCUUUUGUCUGACAUUUCUUGCAUGCAUCCACUUCUGAACUGUAGGAAAACAUAUGAUGUAAUUGUGAUGGAUCCACCAUGGCAGAACAAAUCAGUUAAAAGAAGUAACAGGUACAGCUAUUUAUCACCAUUGCAAAUAAAACAGAUACCUAUUCCUAAACUGGCGGCUCCAAACUGUCUUAUCAUUACUUGGGUGACCAAUAGACAGAAGCACCUACGUUUUGUAAAGGAAGAACUUUAUCCUUCUUGGUCUGUUGAGAUAGUUGCUGAGUGGCACUGGGUAAAAAUCACCAAUUCAGGAGAAUUUGUGUUCCCGUUAGAUUCUCCACACAAAAAGCCUUAUGAAGGUCUUAUACUGGGGAGAGUUCGAGAAAAAACUGCUGUAACAUUAAGGAAUGAAGAUGUAAAAGUACUUCCCAUUCCAGAUCACAAGUUAAUUGUCAGUGUGCCCUGUACUCUUCAUUCACAUAAGCCACCGCUUGCUGAGGUUCUAAAAGACUAUAUCAAGCCAGAUGGGGAAUGUUUGGAAUUGUUUGCUCGAAAUUUACAGCCAGGUUGGACUAGUUGGGGCAAUGAAGUUCUCAAAUUUCAACACAUGGAUUAUUUUGUUGCUCUGCAGUCUAGAAGCUGACUAUGAUCUUAAAGUUGUGAUUUUCUUCACUUUUUCCUCACCCCUUUUUCCUUCAUUCUAACUGAUACUGCCUUUUCUUACCAACCAGGAUGCUUAGAAAUGUAAACAGGACUUGGUUUUUCUGCCAAAGACCAGAAGUGACUAGUUUUUAUGUAAUUUUGAGAUGAAUUUACUUAAGUUGUACUAGUAUUCCCCAUUAUUCUGGAUUCACUGCAAAUAAAGAGGUAAGCAGUUAGAAAAAUGACAAGACUUUGUUAUUGAAAAAGUUCGGAAAGCACGCACUAUGGACCAGAGGUCAUAAUUCUGCCUAUGGAUGUGUUUCAUUUGGCCCAUAUGGUGUUAUAAAAAAAAAUUUGAGCCAUCAUUCUGAAAAAUCGGGAAAUUUCAUGUAAAGUGUAGAUUUUCACUUUUCUCUAAACAUCAGAAGCUCUGGCUGCAUUGCGGUCUGUAUUCUUUCCUGGCAUCAGUCAGUAGGGCCCAGUGGUAGCAGCUCCCUUGGGAAGGGACAUGGGCUCUGCAGUUUACCACAAAAACACUUGCUCCAUGCCACUCAGUUGUAUUGUCUACGUGGCCCCUGUGCAGCCCAAAUUUAUGAUCUCUGGUAUAAUGUUACAUUCUUGAAAAAGUAUUGAGAGACCUCCUGAGUACCUUAUCAUUGUACUGAGCUUUUGAAACCUUUUUGGAGGGUUUUAAAUUGCGUUCAAGGUCACUUUUCAAGUACUUCUUAGUUUUGCUUGGUUUUCUAGAAGAUUUAAAAAGUAUUUCUUAUAAAAAUGUCAGAAGAUGGGGCGCCUGGGUGGCUCAGUCGUUAAGCAUCUGCCUUUGGCUCAGGUCAUAAUCCCGGGGU
Messenger RNA from Zalophus californianus (California sea lion), 2758 nucleotides. It is a transcript of the gene METTL4, whose product is annotated as methyltransferase like 4. Gene Ontology annotation, molecular function: RNA methyltransferase activity; nucleic acid binding; site-specific DNA-methyltransferase (adenine-specific) activity. The transcript is spliced from 9 exons. NCBI's taxonomy places the organism in Eukaryota, Metazoa, Chordata, Mammalia, Carnivora, Otariidae. The record is from RefSeq and is a predicted model, not a curated record. Gene Ontology annotation, cellular component: cytosol; nucleus; RNA N6-methyladenosine methyltransferase complex. Bases 493 to 1911 code for a protein of 472 amino acids.